This is a messenger RNA of Labrus mixtus (cuckoo wrasse), 1467 nucleotides long. RefSeq lists its product as uncharacterized. Lineage: Eukaryota; Metazoa; Chordata; Actinopteri; Labriformes; Labridae. The coding region runs from base 331 to 885 and encodes 184 amino acids. The transcript has 6 exons. Gene Ontology annotation, cellular component: cytoplasm; membrane. The record is from RefSeq and is a predicted model, not a curated record.
ACUCAUAGCAGGGAAGCAUUUCUGCAGGAGUGGCAUCUAUUUAUAGAGACACCCCGACCAUGUGUCUCUGACCAGAGAGCUGCACAGUUUACUCUCUGCCUGCUGUGGUCUCAGUGCUUACACUUCAAAAAGUUGGACAACUCUGUGGUUUCUCUCCAGCAGGCUGAUAAAAGUCUUAUCUCACAUUCUCUGCAACAGAGUCAGAACUUUGAUCUGGUGAGAAAAAUAAACUCCCUCACUGGCGUGCAGAGUGACCUGCAUUAGAUUCAUCUCACUCCUCCUUCUCGUCCAACAGAGGGAGAGAAAAGCUCUUCUGAAAGGUCUGUCACCAUGAAUCGGGCCUGGGCUGUGUUCAAAGCCCACCCUUACAUCAGUAACGUCCUGGGAUACACAACACUGUUUGCUUCUGCUGACCUCAUACAGCAAAGCGUGCUGGGAGGGAAACCCGCCGCAGGAUCGCCAGCCGAGGAGUCAGCCGGCAUUGACUGGUGUCAGACGGCUCGAGUUGCGACUGUCGGCUUCUGUUUCCAUGCCAACUUCAACUACCACUGGCUGAAAGGGCUGGAGAGGAUGCUGCCGGGAGGAGGGGUGAAGGCGGUGACAGGGAAAGUUGUGGUGGAUCAGCUGAUAGCAGCUCCUCUCACCAUAAGUGCAUUUUAUAUUGGUUUGAGUUUACUAGAAAACAAAGAUGACCCACUCGAAGACUGGAGACAGAAAUUCUGGACAUCUUACAAGGCUGGAGUAGCAUUCUGGUCAACAAUGCAGGCAGUAAACUUCGCUCUGGUCCCGCCUGUGGCUCGGACAACAUUUCUGGGAGGCAUCGCUCUGGCUUUUACCAUCUUCCUGUGUCACCUCAGAAAGCAGCCUAACCACACACUUGAAUAAAUCUAAGAUUAUUGGCUCCAUGAUGCAAGUUUUUAAAAGGAAAGACUUUUGUGUGAGAAACAACAGAAGGUAACAAUAUUGACAUCAUAUUAGGCUAAUUGAAAGGAUGAGUUCAGAUGCAGAGUGAUCGGUUUUUCUGAGGAAACAAGAGGGACUCCUGAAAUAAAACACAAAUGUUGAUUCAGCAGUUAAAUCCUGCUUCUAUACGUAUUAAUAUCGUUAUAUUCUCUGAAUACAGAGAGAGCUACACUGCGGUGUAAUGAUACUUUUCCUGCUGUUAUUUUAUCAUAUUGAUUAGCUUUGUUGAUGUCACUGUGUGUUUUUAAACCAAUAAUUAAAAAAGUUCUGUUUAUUUGAUUAUUUUGUUUGGAAAACUGUAACGACCUAAUCAUGUUAAAUUGUGAAAAGAAUCAUUUAAUUGUAAAUGCUCUCGAUUGUUUUGUUUUUUAACAUUUAAUCUAUUGCAGAUUUUUUUUUAAUAAUUGGUUAUUUCAUAUUUAGUUGUAUUUCAUAAAUAUUAAAGAUGUAAUUGUUGGUUGGAAAAGAAGAGUGGUGGUGAUAUUAUAAUAAAUGUUUAUUAUA